Molecule: messenger RNA, 2596 nt
Organism: Vidua macroura (Pin-tailed whydah)
Lineage: Eukaryota; Metazoa; Chordata; Aves; Passeriformes; Viduidae
Gene: AQP11
Product: aquaporin 11
Exons: 3
Coding region: 505-1269 (254 amino acids)
Biological process (GO): transmembrane transport
Cellular component (GO): cytoplasm; membrane
Molecular function (GO): channel activity
Source: RefSeq, a predicted model, not a curated record
GGGCGGCGCGGCCGAGCCCGUGCCCGGCUCCGCGCUGGGGCUGGAACCGCUCCCGCGGCCACGGACACACCGCAACGCCGAUCCCGCCGGGGAAAGCGGCUCCCCUCCCGUUCCCCCGCGGCCGGGAGCCGAGGCCCUCCCUCCGCUCCCUGCCCUCCGGCAGGCUGAGGGGGCAAGGGAGCCCGGUCCGUCCCGCGGCGGAGGGGCUGAGGAGGCAGCAGAGCCCCCUUGCCCCCGUUCCCCUGCCGUGCUUUUCCACCGCUGGGAAAGAGCUUCCCUGUCCUAACCCGUGCCCUGGCAGGAAGCGGGAUCCCCCUGCCCUCACCCCUGCCCUUUGCUCCGCCGAGCGGAGGGUGAGUCAGGCUCCUGGCAGGUGCCAACAGAAGCUGGUUCCUACUUCCAAGGGAAAGCGGGGGCAUUUUCCCUCCCUCUGCUGCUUGCUUUCUCCCCGCAGGUGGUGGGGCUGGACCUUCCGCGAGCCCUCGGGCCUGUGAAGCUCCGGGCAUGGCUGUCGGUGGGGUCGGGAGCUCCCUGCUGCUGAUGUCCGGCGUCGUGGUGACCGUGGGGCUGUGCCGAAGGCUGGCUCGGCGCCGGCUGCGCUCCCGCCCGCUCCUCUUCGCUUUCCUUGUGGAGAUGUUCAGCACCUUCCAGAUUUGCGCCUGCACGAACGAGCUCAGCCUGCUCGGCAACGUGGAGCCGAAGCCGCACACCGCCCUCACCCUCACCUACGGCUUCACCGUCCUGCACGGCCUGACCCUCGCCGGCAGCACAUGCAAUCCCUGCGGGACCCUGCAGCCCGUGUGGGGCGGCGGGACGUCGCUCAGGAUGGGGGGACUCAAGAUCGCCGCUCAGUUCAUGGCUGCAGUGCUCGCCAGAGUGUUCAUGCACUUUAUCUGGAGCCUGGAGAUGGCAGAGCCACAUCUUGGAGCACUCUCACAGGGCUGCAGCAGCCCCAUGCAGACUACAGAGAUGCAGGCGUUCUGCAUAGAACUGCUCUUUUCUGUCGUUUUCCAGCUGGCCGUCCUGCAAGCCGAAAGCGUUAAUCCCAAAUACAGAGUCCAUUUAAUUGCUCUUCUCAUCACCAUGCUCGUGUAUGCAGGUGGAAAUCUCACAGGAGCAAUAUUUAACCCAGCACUGGCUUUUUCAUUACAUGCAGAUUGUUUCUAUGACAAAUUUUUGAGUUACUCACUAGUAUAUUGGCUAGCACCAUGCUUAGGUACAAUACUCGUGGCUUUUAUAUGGGAUGAAAUCUUUCCUCGGAAAUCUUGAGACCUCAAAUCCAGAAAUCUGGGAGCACAUUAAAAAAUAUUUUCAACAUCUGCAGACAUAAAGCUUUCAGAGAACUGUUGACAGACUUCUGUGCCAUCUUUAUGCUGUAUUUUCAGAUUUCAUGUUUGAAAUAUUUGACUUACCAUUUUGUAUUCAAAUAAUUAUUUUGUAAAUGUGAUUGGGAUUUUGGGAAUAUCUCCCACCAUUUUUAGUUAAGCCAUAUGAAUGUGAAGGACUGUUAAAACACAAAUUUGUCACUUUAGCCAUAAGUGCCAUUUGCUGACCUUUAUUAGCAUGCAAAAAUCAUUUUAGAGAAAUAUCCCGUCCUUUCAAGGUUUGAUUUUAUUGGAUUUCUUCCCAUUGAAGGCACUUGCAAAAAGGAAGCUGAAGAUUUCUUAUACUGACAUUACCAUAUUCCUACUUGCCAUAUACCUACCUCUGAGAGGAAGAAAGGCUACACUACUCCCUAGAAAAGUCUCCACAGCUCUGUUCUAGAGGCACCCUACACCAAAAUUAAAAGCCUGUAUGACCAAGAUUCUUUUAAUAAUGAUAAUUUUAAUACCUGAGUGCAGGUAAGUAAUCCCUCACUUCCUUCCAGGAAGGCUCUGUCACAUCCUGUCCCAUUGGAGACUGUUGAAUGUUUACCUUGGUUGGAAAAGCAGUAAUAAAAUACCAUAACAUUCUGUAGACACACACAUCAAAUGGUAUUUUAGGCAAAAACCCUCGACUUUUUAUCAGCAAUUACUGCUGCCUCUUCACAUAGACAUGGUAUAUAGGGAUGAAUCAUGCAGUAAUCAAUUUGUCCUUGAUUUUAUGUAGCUAUUACCAACUUCUUUAAAAAACAAAUGAAUCUGCAAUACAGGAGAAUAAAUAACAGAGAUAAAAACCUACAGGAAAGCUACACACACAAGCAUGCCCUUUAUAACCUCAGCUGAGGCAAACACCACUGAUGGGUACUACCCUCUGAAGUUCUGUUUAUAGCCCGAGGUUUCUUCUUCUGGCUGCAGCUUAAUUUUUAAACAUGCCAAAAUGUAUUUCUGAAAUUUAAGAGUAAAUUCAGUUUUUCUUUUUAUGGUUACUUGGUUUGAAAGGAGAGAUGGUUAACAAAUUCUACAAAGAUCUCAGUAUCAUGUCCCUCACCUCAUCAUCCAAGUCACCCUACAAACCAUAUUUUAAGAGAAAAGGAAUCAGAUGGGGGGGGUUCUCACAGUAAACUGAUGAAGUCUUUAACAGCUACUAUUGUUAGCUAUCUUUUUUGGAAGAGUUUGGGAAGUAAAUAUUUCCAUGUAAUUUCUUCCUUGUUGCAAUAAAAUCUUUUCUCAUUUUA